This is a messenger RNA of Kuraishia capsulata CBS 1993, 954 nucleotides long. RefSeq lists its product as uncharacterized. Gene Ontology annotation, biological process: double-strand break repair via homologous recombination; peptidyl-serine dephosphorylation. Bases 1 to 954 code for a protein of 317 amino acids. Lineage: Eukaryota; Fungi; Ascomycota; Pichiomycetes; Pichiales; Pichiaceae. Gene Ontology annotation, molecular function: protein serine/threonine phosphatase activity. The record is from RefSeq and is a predicted model, not a curated record. The transcript has a single exon. Gene Ontology annotation, cellular component: nucleus; cytoplasm.
AUGCCAAGUCUAUCGACGGUACUAACAGCAACUAGAAUAAUCCAAGACGUCAAACGAUGCAUCGUUAUUCCGGAAAAUGAUGUUCGCCAGCUUUGUUUUUUAUCUCAGGAACUGUUGAUGCAGGAGUCCAACAUACAACUCAUAGACACGCCCAUAACGAUAUGUGGUGAUAUCCACGGCCAGCUUCACGACCUGCUGACGUUGUUCAGGAUUGCUAAAGACCCACCGGAAACAAAAUAUUUGUUUCUGGGUGAUUUUGUGGACCGAGGCUUCUACUCUCUGGAGACGUUCUUGUUGCUUUUGUGCUACAAGGUGCGGUAUCCAGACCGGAUUUUUUUGAUUAGAGGAAACCACGAGUCGCGGCAAAUCACCUCUGUUUACGGAUUUUACGACGAAUGCUUGAGAAAAUACGGGAACGCGAACGUGUGGCGGUACUGCUGUGAUGUUUUCGAUUACAUAUCUCUCGGGGCCUACAUAAUGGGUGCUUCUGGCGAGUCUGGUGGUGUAUUCUGCAUUCAUGGAGGUCUGAGUCCAGCUGUGGAGAAGAUCGACGAAAUCAGGCUUAUCGACAGAAAACAGGAGGUACCGCACGACGGUUCCAUGUGUGAUCUACUAUGGAGUGACCCCGAGGAAAAUAUUCCUGCGUGGGCAAUUUCCCCGAGAGGUGCUGGCUAUCUCUUUGGAUACGACGAGACCAAAAAGUUCCUGCAUAGGAACAACCUCAGUCUAAUUGCGCGCGCCCACCAGCUGGUGAUGGAGGGAUAUAAAGAGGUAUUUGACCACGGUCUGGUGACUGUGUGGUCUGCGCCGAAUUACUGCUAUCGAUGUGGAAACGUGGCUGCUGUGUUGACGCUGAGCGAUGAUCUUGAGAGGACCUACACAGUAUUUGACAGUGUUCUUCAGGAUUGCAAUGAGAUACCUUCCAAGAAGCCUGUUGCGGACUAUUUUAUAUAG